GCCUGCAGGCUCUGUGCCUGUACUCCAGACUGUCGAAACAGAUUCAACUUGGGAAAAUCAAUUACCAAUCAAAAUCAGGGCAGGAUGAUGAGAAGUAAAACAAAUCUUAAAAACACUUCCCCUCCCUCCCUUUCCUUUCUGGGCUCUUCAUCCUCCCUCCCAUUGUCACAAGGAGACAGGGAAUGAGGGCCGUGGUCCGUUCAUCACAUCUUUUUCUGUCCCUGCUCAGGGAGAGGGGUUGUAGUCCUUCCCCUGCUCCGGUGUGGGGUCCCUCCCAUAGGAGCCAGUGCUCCAUGAAGUUCUCCUGUGUGAGUCUUUCCCAUGGGCUGCAAUUGAAUCUUUUAUCCCUGAGGUGUCACCACCCUCUCUGCUGGGCUCAGCCUUGGCCAGCUGUGGGUGCAUCCUGGAGCCGGCGGCGUUGUCUUUGUCGGCCAUGGGGAAAGUUCUGGCAACUUCUCACAGAAGCCACCCCAGCAGCCCCCUUGCUGCCAAAACCUGGCCAUGCAAACCCAACACACCUGACAACCGCCUUGGGUGAUGCAGGGCCUCGUGGUGCCCUUGGACAUUGUGACACGGCAGGGCCUCAUGACACCAAGGGGCUAUUGUGACACAGCAGGGCCACAUCCUCCCUGUGGGGUGUUUAAGGAGCCCCUCUGGGGUACCAACUCAAGCAGAACACCUUGCUGAGGAACUAGCAGCUUCCCAGCACACCUGUGGAAAAGGAGCCAUGGAGGAGCAGAACCCCAGUCCCCAGAGCCCCAAGGAGAGGCACCAGCUGAGAGAUGGAGGGAGAGGCCAACAGGAGGAUGGCACCAGGCGUAUCAGCACCCUGCCCAGGCAGCUGCCUCCAUCCCACACCUCUUCCUCCUCCCGCCCACAGCUGCAGCAGCCUCGGGGCAGCCAGGGCCGGUCCCUAAUUCGGCUGACACUGCCCCGCAGCUCCCAGGGCCGGUCCCUAACCCGGCUGACAUCGCCCCGCAGCUCCCAGGGCCGGUCCCUAACUCGGCUGACACUGCCCCGCAGCUCCCAGGGCCGAUCCCUAACCCGGCUGACACUGCCCCGCAGCUCCCAGGGCCGGUCCCUGACCCGGCUGACACUGCCCCGCAGCUCCCAGGGCCGCCAGGCCUGGUCUGUGCCCCGGCUGACAUCGUCCCGCAGCACCCUGGGCUCGGGGGGUACCGAGAGCCGUCUCAGCCUGGACGAGGGGUGCCGGGAGCAAGGCUCGCAGGGACGCAAGUCGCGCCCUGGUGGCUCCGUGCAGCCGGCCAUCCUGGCCAGCAGAGCCGCGGCCCGUGGCCAGCACCGGCCCGCGAGAAGCCGCCGGGCCGGCAGCGGCCCGGUGAGGCCAGAACCGGUGAGGCCAAGCACAGAGGGCCGGACGAGGCUUUCCCUGCCCACAGCCCUGCAGGCCCAGCAGCUCCGGCACUCCUGUCCCAACAGCUGCUGCUGGGGGAAACCAGUGACCUCUACAGAUCCCCAACUCUCCUUCCAGGCCUCCGUGAGGAAACCGGUUCCUGACCCCCCGAGAAAGGCCUCUCAGCGUGUGGAUCAGGACACCCAAACUGAGACCUGGGCACGAGAGGCGGAUUCAGCUGUUCAAUAUGCUGAGCAGGAGACACAGACAGAUACUGUGGCAGAAGAGGAGAAAAAUUCAGCUGCUCCCCUCACGGUUGACCAGGAGACAGAAACUGAGACUCCAAUACAAGAGAAGAGUUCAGCUUCUCCGCAAAUCACUGACGAGUGGACGCAGACCAAGGCCCACAGCUCUGCCCCCUCCACAGGCACUGAGGCCCUGGCUGACCAGCAGCCGCCCUCCCCGUCCUGCAGAGCAUUCUGGCGCUCCUGCACGGCCGGACAGCCUCAUGCUGCCAGCGUCCUGCGGGAUCCCAGGGACAGCCGCUGCUCCAGGCAGCCACUACGGCCUGAGCACAGCACACCAGAGAAGUGGGGAUGGACGGCACUGCCGCCCUACUCUUGGCCAUGGCUCAUUGAGAUGAACCGGUUUUAAUAAAACAUUUAAUUUCUCUAAUCGUGCCCACCUUUGCCUGGUCUAUCGGGAGAAAGUCGGCUGCAGGUGAGGCCUGGGCAGAGCAGAGGAGCCCCUGAGCUCCUCCAGCCAAGCAGAGCCCGUGCCCUUGGCCUCUGCCAGGCUUCAGGUGCUCCAGCUCCUCUGGUUGAGAUCCUUAGGCUGGUGCUGGUAGCGAGCCCCCAGCUGAGCCCUGUCAGCUCUCUCCCACCCAUCUGCUUCCAAGUGAAUA
Molecule: messenger RNA, 2258 nt
Organism: Motacilla alba alba
Lineage: Eukaryota; Metazoa; Chordata; Aves; Passeriformes; Motacillidae
Exons: 2
Coding region: 728-2008 (426 amino acids)
Source: RefSeq, a predicted model, not a curated record